Neoarius graeffei (lesser salmon catfish) is the source of this 3064-nucleotide messenger RNA. RefSeq names its product secretogranin III (gene scg3). The transcript is spliced from 12 exons. Lineage: Eukaryota; Metazoa; Chordata; Actinopteri; Siluriformes; Ariidae. The coding region runs from base 52 to 1491 and encodes 479 amino acids. The record is from RefSeq and is a predicted model, not a curated record. Gene Ontology annotation, biological process: protein localization to secretory granule. Gene Ontology annotation, cellular component: secretory granule membrane.
GCUGCUCUAUAAACUGACCGUCGCGCGCGCCGCCAUUACAGAGACGGGAGGAUGAGGAUGAUGGUGAGGAUGAGGAUGAUGAGGAUGAUGAAGACGGUGAGGAUGAACACAGUGCCUGUUUUUCUUUUUCUCUCCAUCACAACUGCACUUUUACACCAAGCACAGGCCUUUCCUACACCUGCAUCACAAGAUAAAGCAGAGUAUGACAGGCAGCUAACUGAGGAGAGACCGCUACAGCAGCAGAUUGCAGAAGUCGACAGUGAAAGUAAGACAGAGCCGAAGCCCACGCAGCCAUCUGAGUUCAGUCCAGAUGACGAUGACAUCACACUGCUGAAGUCUCUGGCUGAGAAGUCCAGAGAGCUGAACAACGAAACACCAAAAUCAGACUCGACAGACGAUCAUUACACACGCGACGAGACCGAUUCCACCAAGAACAGGAGGCUUGCAGACGACUACGACACCACCAAGAACGGCAUCGACAACAAAUACCAAGAUGAUCCAGAGAGCUUGCACCAGCUGGAUGGAACUCCACUCACGGCUGAGGAUAUUGUCCAGAAAAUCGCCAACAAAAUCUACGAAGAGGAUGACCGUGGAGUCUUCGACAGAAUCGUCUCCAAACUCCUCAAACUUGGACUGAUUACUGAAAGUCAGGCUGACACUCUGGAGGUUGAAGUUGCUGAAGCUCUGCAGGAUCUGAUCACCAAAAACGCCAAGAACAAUGAGAUCCAGGAAUUGAAUGACAACAUGGAUGAGGAGGAUCGUCCCAGUCGUCAGUUCGAUGAUGAAGAUGAUAACGUUAAUGAUGAUGAGGAUGAGGAUGGUGAUGAAGAGCAGGAGGAGGAGAUCAGAGAUGCUGAUGGAAACUGGGAUGGAGUGAGUGAAGGAAAUGACAGGAAUGAAGUGAACCCUGAGGAAGAACUGCAAGACCUGCAGUAUUUCCCCAACUUCUACAGACUGCUCAAGAGCCUGGACUCAGAGCAAGACGCUGAGGAAAGAGAGACUCUCAUCACCAUCAUGAAGACACUCAUUGACUUUGUGAAGAUGAUGGUGAAAUACGGCACCAUCACACCUGAGGAGGGCGUGUCCUACCUGGAGAACCUGGACAACAUGAUCGCCACCCAAACCAAGAACAAGCUGGGGAAAGCGCUGGGUCCCGUCAGCAUCACGCCCCCUACAGUGACAGACGAGGACGACAACACAAAAGAGGAAACGGCCAAAAUGCUGAGGGAAUACGAGAACCUGAAGGACUCAACCAAGAACGAGAGAACGCCAGCGGAGAACGGUCACGCAGGAAACUCAGAGUCGUAUCUGGAGGCGAUCAGGAAGAACAUCGAGUGGCUCAAAAAGCACAAUAAAGACGAGAACAAAGAAGAUUAUGAUCUGUCCAAGCUGAGGGACUUCAUGGACCAGCAGGUGGACACGUACAUCGAGAAGGGAAUCCUCAAGAAGGAUGAAGGCGACAUCAUCAAGAGGAUCUACGGAAGCCUGUAGGACGCAGUGUAUUUAUCGCGUAAUCAUUUACAAUCAUAAUUUAUUCGACUGGCAAAAUUAGUCUGAUGCGUUCCGUCAUGAAGUAGCUUUCCAAAUUAAACAAAAGAAGCUAAACAUUUUAUUAGCACUAAAUUAAUAUCUCAAAACGCAAUACAUACAAAACGCAAAAUAAUCAGCAAUAGGUGAUUAGGCUUGUAAGGAUAAAAUACGCGUAAGAUACAAUAAUCUGAAGUGUAAGAUAUUUACGGUUUAUAGUUCGAUCGUAGGAAGCAACUCUGAAUUUCACACUGACUCUUACACUUUCAUGUUAGCACUACCAUUUUUUUCCCCUUUUCUUUUCAGAAACAACCUUUUUGUAUUCAUGUUACAUUAUGUGUCUGUACAGCAGCGUGAUAUGUACCGUAUUUUCCUGGUUAUAUCAGAAACUAUACGAUAAAGUCACGAUAAGGGAAAUGUUAUGAUUAGCUUGCUGGUUAAAUGGGCUAAUGCUAGCAAUGCACUUGUGGCAGUUGUACCUUGAGAUACUGUAUAUAGAAGGUAUUUGUAAGUUACACUUUUACGAAUUUAUAUUGGAAUGUUAGCCAUCAAGCUAGCUACUUUACAGUCACAGCUACUAUAAAAACUCUGACAUAUGCGUAAUAAUAUCGAGAUACUGCUUUACGAUUUGCGUUAGGCUGAUUUUUCUUUUACGCAUUUGUCAGGGAUUUUGACAGUAGCUUGAUAGCUAAUAUGUUACCAUGGAAACCUGUAAAAAUGUAACUGCCGAAUAAUGUGUCACAUAGAAGUAUUUUAUAAGUCUAUUACUGUACCUCAAACUAAAACUACCAGAACAUUAGCUACGGACUGAGCUCGGAUCAUAGCUCGAAACUAACAUUACCCUAUUUAUAAAAAAUAAUAUAAAGUGGAACUUUUAGUUUAGGAUGUCAUAUUUAUUAAAGUCAAACCUAAACCAGAUAAACUAUUAACUAACCAGUUAACUAACUGCUAGAAAGCUAGAAUUUUUGGUAUCUUGAGCUACAGCCUCAUUUUCUUUCCGAUCUAUUUAACAACAGCCAGUCCUGUUAAAGUAUAACAAUGUUACCAUGACGACCAUGUUCAGCAUUAACAUUAGGUAUGUUUGCUAGCUGACUAGCUUUGCACUCAGUUACCAUGUAGUCAUCCUUAGUGACAUCAUUGUUGUUUUUUAUUGUAAUUCCAAAGAGGACAAACACUAAGCUAGACGACACCACCAGGGGGCACUGAAGUGCCAUUUUCCAGGAAGUAAAAUACAAUGACGAUGAUGCUGCUUUGUUUGUUUUUUGUUAUAACUAAUACUCCAGGAAAUACGGUACUCUGUAUUAGCAUAAAGCUAGCAUUUUAUCUGUGUUUGAUUUCAGAUUUUAACAAACUAACUACAAUAAUUUCCUGAUUUUCUCUGCGACUCUUGAGCGAUUUGUGUUCCUGUUUCUUAAUUUUCCCUCUUGCUUGUGGAUUAUCUAACCUCGUCUAACACAAUCGAGUAUUUUUCACUGUAAAUACUGCGAUUUCUUCUCUUUUUUCCAGAAUUGCGAAUAAACGUUGCAUUUCUUUUAAA